AAAACGAAAAAGGUCCUCUGUUGUCGGAAGCACGAACCAUUUUCCAUCGCAGCUGUCCGUCUUGCUUGCAGUCUGUUUUGGUCCGUCAGUCAUGGCUUUAUCAGUGCUCGUUUCUUUACUUCUGCUGAUUAUCGCAGAGGCGGCAAAAGUCGACGAUGCAGGAUUCGGAAGUCAAUACGACUGGCAUUCACUCGAGGAUGGCUAUGUCGAAGCAGAAAAAACUGGAAAGCCAAUAAUGUUCGUAAUGCACAAAAGCUGGUGCGGCGCCUGCAAAGCUCUUAAGCCGCAGUUUGCCAAAUCAGCGAGUAUAGAAAAGUUGAGCAAGAAGUUCGUUAUGGUUAUUGCUGGCGACGAUGAUGCGCCGACCGAUUCGAAGUUCGCCGUCGAUGGAACAUACAUUCCGCGCAUUUACUUCAUGAGUAAAGGCUGGAACAGCGAUCCUGACAAAUCUGUGAUAGACGCCAUCAAUGAGUUCGGCAACCCCAGCUACAAGUACUACUAUGGCAGCAUCAGCCAAAUUGAAGCGUCGAUGAAAAAGGCGCUGGCCAGUUCAUCAGUCGAGAAAAGAGAAGUCAGUCAGGAGGAGUUGUAAGAAGAAAACAAGUGCCAGAGCGACUUGCAAUUUUUUUCUUAGUCAACA
Messenger RNA from Neocloeon triangulifer, 640 nucleotides. RefSeq names its product thioredoxin domain-containing protein 12-like. Gene Ontology annotation, cellular component: endoplasmic reticulum. Bases 92 to 592 code for a protein of 166 amino acids. The record is from RefSeq and is a predicted model, not a curated record. The transcript has 4 exons. Lineage: Eukaryota; Metazoa; Arthropoda; Insecta; Ephemeroptera; Baetidae.